AUGCUGGUCCCCAAUCAUUUUCGCCCCCCUCAUCAAGACCCUGACAACACUGUUCACAGCUGGUGCACUGAUACUCCCCUCGCCAAGUACGACCCCGACUUAGGCAGUCAUCUCAUACUCUGGGAUCCCCGUCUUCCCAUUCGUUUCCCACCAGGUUCCACCAUCCUCUUCCCAUUGGCAAUCAUCACCCACUCGACUUUGCCAAUUCAAAAGGGGGAGACUUGA
Molecule: messenger RNA, 225 nt
Organism: Lentinula edodes (shiitake mushroom)
Lineage: Eukaryota; Fungi; Basidiomycota; Agaricomycetes; Agaricales; Omphalotaceae
Exons: 1
Coding region: 1-225 (74 amino acids)
Source: RefSeq, a predicted model, not a curated record